This is a messenger RNA of Parnassius apollo (apollo), 450 nucleotides long. The record is from the annotation of a GenBank genome assembly. NCBI's taxonomy places the organism in Eukaryota, Metazoa, Arthropoda, Insecta, Lepidoptera, Papilionidae.
AUGCCUCUUACAAACGCAGAAAAACAAAGACGUCAUAAAGAAAAAUUAAAACAAGAUCCAGAGAAAUAUAAUGCGUACGAAAAAAAGAAGAGAGAAAACUAUCACGCCAAAAAAAGACUGAUUAAAGAUUUAAACCCUAAAGAGAGAUAUAACGCGAGAGUGAUUUGGAGAUUAUGGAAAAAGAAUCAAAGAGAACGAGCGCGAAAUCUUAAUAGAGUUUUUGAAGUAACGCCACCUAGCUCUUCACGAUUACAAGAGGAUAAUUUGCAAGAUGAUGUUGUACAGAAUAAAAAUGAUGAUAUUGAUCGAGAACAAAAUUUGUGCGCUUCCCCUACAGUUAGCGAGGCGUCAAAAAGAGGAAGAAAAAUAGAAAAAAGGGACAGAUCUAAAAUUUUUCGAGAAAUCAUUAUAUUAAAAAAAAGAAAACGAAAAACUCAAGCAAAAAUAUGA